UUUGUAUUUGAGAGACUCAAUGUGCGCCUUUCAAGCCUGGUUCUCAGACUAAGUAUACACUGGGAGUACACAAUAUUUGUAUGAGUGUAAAGCCCGAUUUCUUCUCUUUCGAAUGGCGUAGUCCAAUUUUUCUCCCAUCUAAAACUAAGUUUGAAUUUGGGAGAAAAUGCGAAGCAAUAAACACAUAGUUGUGGUGAUUUGCGUCCGGGGCGAAUAAGUGCUCUCUACGAAGUCCGCGCCCGCCUGGUAUGUUUUUUCACGAACCAUCGCGGCUCAUUCCCUAGUUGACAGCGGAAGAAGUACGACGUUUUUGCAUCCUACGCAAACACAGACCUUAUUCUAGUGAAAAUGGCAGAUGUAGCAGCUCAAGCACCCGCGACAAAAUCACCAAAAAAGAAGAUGGCAUCCAAGCCCAAGGCAGCCGCCACACACCCGAAAUACGUUGACAUGAUCCGCGCUGCCAUUGGCAGUUUGAAGGAAAGGAGUGGUUCAUCACGACAAGCUAUCUUGAAAUACGUCAUGGCUAACUACAAGGUCGGAUCCGAUUCGAACAUGGCUAACUCCCGGGUAAAAACCGCCCUGAAAAACGGUGUCAAGUCCGGAGUUAUUAAGCAGGCCAAGGGCACGGGAGCAGCCGGUUCCUUCAAACUUGGUGACGUAAAGGCCGAAAAACCCAAAGUGAAGAAAGCCGCUAAAAAGUCUCCUGCUAAGAAAACGGCCACCGCCAAGAAACCCAAGGCAAAGAAAGCAGCACCCAAGAAAGCCGCUACACCGAAAAAGGCUAAAGCCGCCGGAGCCAAGAAGACAGUAAAACCAAAGAAGGCCAAGUCACCCAAAAAGGUGAAAACCCCUAAAAAGGUUAAAACCGCAAAGCCAGCCAAAAAGGCAGCCCCCAAGAAGAAAGCUGCCGCCAAACCUAAAAAGGCCUAAAUGUCUUUCCCCGAGCUUUAUUGCACGACUGUAAAACGGCCCUUUUCAGGGCCACCCCAAAUUUCCACGAAAGAAUGCCUUUCCAUAUUCUAAUCGAAAAAAUGUAACCAUUUGUCGCAUAGUAAGUGAUCAAUUCACACAUAAAGCCUAUCCCCUGA
Molecule: messenger RNA, 1088 nt
Organism: Patella vulgata (common limpet)
Lineage: Eukaryota; Metazoa; Mollusca; Gastropoda; Patellidae
Product: histone H1-delta-like
Exons: 1
Coding region: 349-930 (193 amino acids)
Biological process (GO): nucleosome assembly; negative regulation of DNA recombination; chromosome condensation
Cellular component (GO): nucleosome; nucleus
Molecular function (GO): structural constituent of chromatin; nucleosomal DNA binding; double-stranded DNA binding
Source: RefSeq, a predicted model, not a curated record